UUCGUUCAUAAAACGGCUACGGGAAAACUUCAUUUUUAGGGUUUCUCAGUACCAGCGGCAAGGAGAAGAAGGCAGGACGAAGAUCAGCCGCCGGUCACAUGGUUCUCAAGUACUGUUCCUAAUCCCCAUAUGUGUAUCCUAUCCCUUAAUAGCUCUUUUCCUAUCGUUUAUUCCCGCGAGCUCGUUUUGAUCGGAUUCGGAAGUAAAGAUUGAUCCUUUCAUUGGGAGCUUGUUUGUUCGUAAUUCUGAUUUCGUUACCAGGGUAGGAACCGGCAGAAGCUAAGCAUUCGAUGGGUUGGUGUUGUUUGAUCGGCAUUUCCUCGGACGAUUUGAUUUGGCUGAGAACUUGGCCAUGGACCCGUUUUUACUUGGUUUUGCUUGCUCUAGAGGACUGAGCUCUGUAGGUUCAGUGGUCAGAAGAUCUACCCAGGGAGAGGCAUUAGAUUUAUCCGUGCUGAUUCUCAGGUUUUCCUCUUUGCCAACUCGAAAUGCAAGAGGUACUUCCACAACAGGUUGAAGCCAUCCAAACUUACAUGGACAGCAGUGUUUAGGAAGCAACAUAAGAAGGACAUUGCCCAAGAGUCAGUGAAGAAGAGGCGUCGUGCUACCAAGAAGCCAUACUCUAGGUCCAUUGUUGGUGCCACCAUGGAGGUUAUCCAGAAGAGGAGAGCAGAGAAGCCUGAAGUUCGUGAUGCCGCCAGGGAAGCUGCUAUCAGAGAAAUCAAGGAGAGGAUCAAGAAGACUAAAGACGAAAAGAAGGCUAAGAAAGCCGAAGUGACCAAGUCCCAGAAGUCGCAACCCAAGGGCGGUGCUUCCAGGAAUGCCCCGGGCAAGGGUCCUAAGCUCGGCGGUGGUGGUGGAAAGCGUUGAACCAUCUCUUUCCUGUUUGCCUUGUUCAGUGUUCUGUUUUGGGAGGGUUGGAGAGGAAUAGAUGACAGCCUUGGUCCGAUUUUUUGUGUGUUUUUGUCAAAAAGUCUGGGUGACUAGAAUACCCAUUUUUGUUCAAUUGGUGUUAUUACCAUCUCGAAUUUUGAGUCAAGUAAGCUCUCUAAUUAUAUUUAUCUCUUGGAUCAUAAGCUCAUGGCCUGUCCUUUGUAUUUG
Messenger RNA from Linum tenue, 1101 nucleotides. The record is from the annotation of a GenBank genome assembly. Lineage: Eukaryota; Viridiplantae; Streptophyta; Magnoliopsida; Malpighiales; Linaceae.